Naegleria fowleri is the source of this 2139-nucleotide messenger RNA. RefSeq lists its product as uncharacterized. Lineage: Eukaryota; Heterolobosea; Eutetramitea; Acrasida; Naegleriidae. The transcript has a single exon. Gene Ontology annotation, molecular function: RNA polymerase III general transcription initiation factor activity; TBP-class protein binding; RNA polymerase III type 3 promoter sequence-specific DNA binding. Gene Ontology annotation, biological process: transcription by RNA polymerase III; DNA-templated transcription initiation; transcription preinitiation complex assembly. The coding region runs from base 1 to 2139 and encodes 712 amino acids. Gene Ontology annotation, cellular component: transcription factor TFIIIB complex; transcription preinitiation complex; nucleus. The record is from RefSeq and is a predicted model, not a curated record.
AUGCCUGAAAUUUGGUGUCAGACUUGCCAGGCAUAUGUCACUCCUGAGCAGGGAGCCACUUCAGGACUUUACUGUGGCGAGUGCGGAGAGGAAUUGGAGAGUUUUUCCUUUGAGGAAGGAAUUGAAUUUAAUGAGGAUCACACAAUGGCAGGUCAUUUCAUUUCAUCAGAGAGGGCUGCUGCGAGUGCAGCAACUGCUUUGGCAGGUGUUCCACAAUUUGCCUAUGACGAGAAUGGAAAAUUAGUAUUUUCGUCUGCCGUGCCACAAUCGACCACGUCAGAUAUGGAUCAACCCAUGACGGAGAGUCGACUUCAAACCAUUGAAAAAGCAAAAAGAAGAAUUGCAACGAUUGCACUCAUGAUGAAAAUUCCCAAUCAUUACAUUGAUCGAGCGACCAAUACAUACAAAUUGGCCCUACUGAAAGGUUGCACCAAGUCGAGAAAUCCAGAAAUUGUUGCCGCUGCAUGUUUGUACUUUGUGCUACGACAGGACAAGCAACCAUUCAUGUUAAUGGAUUUUUCAGAGGCCAUGAAAACGGACGUCUUCUUAAUUGGCCAUUGUUUUUUGGAUUUGAUGAAUGCACUGAAUUUCAAGUUGCCAACUGUGGAACCAUUCUUUUAUGUGCGACGAUUUGCAAAUCGACUCUUACUAAACUCGAUCAAGGAAAAUCAAACACAACAUCAGCAUCAAGAAGCAAUCAACAGGGUCAUUCAAACUACUCUAAAAUUAAUUGCAAACAUGAAAAGAAAUUGGAUUCAAACAGGACGAAGACCUGCAGGUAUUUGUGCCGCUGCUCUUCUUGUUGCUGCUCGAAUUCACGGCUUCAAAAAUGUUUCCAAGCAAGAUGUUGUCAAGGUUGUAAAAAUUUGUACAGUCACGCUCACCAAACGUUUAAUGGAAUUUGACAAGACAGAGACUGCUCAACUCUCUUUUGAUGAGUUUGAAAAACGAGAGCAAGAAAUUAAUAAUGGUACCUUCCAAGGAACGAUUGAAGUUUUGGACCCUCCAGCAUUUUCCAAAUCGCUCAAGGAAAAGAUGAAAUUAAUGGAACGAGAUAAAAGUAGAGACAAAGAUGCCGACACUGAAUCUGUCAUGACCACACAAAACGAUGCUCUUUUCACAGAUGUCAAUGAUAAGGAUGUCGAAGAGGCAGAACAACUCAUGCAAGAUAAGGACAUUGAACUAAUCACAACUGAACUUGAAAAGGGUGAUCAAUUUGCUCGUCAAGAACGUGAAAAAGCAAAGAAAUUGGCCAAGUCACCUCCUGUGCAAUCAAUUUCCACCCCUCCACCACAAAGCUCCUCUCAAUCACAUGUUGUUUUGACAUCAUCGUCGAAUGCGAGUAUUGACAAAACUAUUGAACAAACUCAAGGAGAAGAAGAAUUUGAUGAGUUUGAAAAUGGUUUUGACAAGGAAGAGCCUCAUCAAAACAAAAAGGCCACUAUUCAAGAGACAAAUUUACAGACCACAGACCAAAACGACCAAGCUCCUCAACAACAAGAUCCACCUGAAGAGGAGGUUGAUACCCUCUCUGAUUUUGAAGAUGACUCUGAAAUUGAAGAAGUAGUCAUUACAGAAGAAUCUGAAAUUGAGAGUCGAGAAAAGUUAUGGAAUGAACUUCAUUUAGAAUACGUACAAAUGAUGGAAGAAAAUAAGAAGGAGAAAGAGGAGAAGCGAAGACAAGGUGGUGGCAGAAGGCGAAGAACGGCCGGUAGAGCUGUGGAUGCUGUGGAUGCCUCUUCGAGCUCUAUCUAUAAUAUUGGAGGAUUAAUGUAUGGAACUCAACCUAAUAUUUCACAAGUUGAGAGUCAUGCUGUCUACAGAAGUGCUUCAGAAGCUUCUGCUAAUUUAUUGAGAGCCAAAAUUGCCCGCAAUCUUGUAUCCAAGUCUCUCUUCGAUGAGGAUGAACUCAUUAGUGACACACAAAAUCACACUGUUGAAAAAGUUCAUUUGGAUGAGGAGGCAGAUGAUUACAGCAUGACUCAUCGAUCUGUGCUAGGAAAAAGACAAAGUAUUCAGGAAAAGAACAAAAUUGAUCGAAGAAAUGAAAAUGAGUUUACAGAUGAUUUUGAGGACGAAUUUGCUGAGGAAGAAGAAACCACUAUUUCUGCUCAUGCCAAAAAAUAUAAAGCUAGGUGA